Messenger RNA from Monopterus albus (swamp eel), 645 nucleotides. Its product is annotated as olfactory receptor 10H2-like. Gene Ontology annotation, molecular function: olfactory receptor activity; odorant binding. Bases 1 to 645 code for a protein of 214 amino acids. The transcript has 3 exons. Gene Ontology annotation, biological process: detection of chemical stimulus involved in sensory perception of smell; G protein-coupled receptor signaling pathway. Gene Ontology annotation, cellular component: membrane. The record is from RefSeq and is a predicted model, not a curated record. Lineage: Eukaryota; Metazoa; Chordata; Actinopteri; Synbranchiformes; Synbranchidae.
AUGAGCAAUACAUCUAGUAUAGUAGUAUUUUCACUGUCUGGCUUCAAUGCAACAGUCAACUACAGAGUCACACUUUUCUCUCUCACUGUAUUAACUUACUGUGUCAUUAUGGUCUUAAAUGUGUCUCUCAUUUUACCGGUAACCAUUAUCCUGGAUAAGAGCCUCCAAGAACCUAUGUACAUCUGUUUGUGUAACCUGUGUAUUAAUGAACUUUAUGGGACUGCAGGUUUUUACCCAAAAUUUACUUUUGAUCUUCUGUGUGAUGUUCAUAUAAUAUCAUAUGUUGGAUGUCUUUUACAAAUCUUUGUUAUUUACUCCUAUGCAAUGGUUCACUACUCUGUUUUAACUCUGAUGUCUUAUGACAGAUAUGUGGCCAUAUGUCGACCACUGGAGUAUCAUUUUGUAAUGUCACCGAGAAGGACUGCUGUUUUAGUUGCUUUGUCCUGGCUUGUACCGUUGUGCUCUAAACUUAUGGUUGUAAUUUUGACAUCUACACUGAAAUUAUGUGGCUCACACAUAGAAAAAAUCUACUGUGAGAACUGGGCAGUUGUUAAACUUGCUUGUAGUUCAACAAAAGCUAUUGACAUUUAUGGAUUGAUUGUUAUGACCUUCUAUAUAGGGCACUUCCUCUUCAUUGUAGGUUAA